Aspergillus novofumigatus IBT 16806 is the source of this 603-nucleotide messenger RNA. RefSeq lists its product as uncharacterized. The transcript is spliced from 4 exons. The coding region runs from base 1 to 603 and encodes 200 amino acids. Lineage: Eukaryota; Fungi; Ascomycota; Eurotiomycetes; Eurotiales; Aspergillaceae. The record is from RefSeq and is a predicted model, not a curated record.
AUGCAGCUCACACACCUCACUGCCGCUGGGUUCAUCCCAGGCCUAGCAUAUAUGCUCUCCCACCACACUGGACUGUCUAUUAAUGGUCUCCAGCUACUAAAUCCUAGUAUCACCUGCCCGGGACUUGAUACAAGCAAGCUAUACUACAUGAUUGGCACCAUUACUGACAAUGGCCUGGGCACCACGCUCACAACAACAAUAUCCACCACCACCACCAGGACUACUACCACCACCUUGUCUGCUCUGACCCACUCCCUUACCAUGCCAGGCAUUAUAGAUAAUUACAAUAGCUUCUACAAGAUCUCCUCCGGCAACCAGUGUGACACAAUUGCUAAGGCGCACAGUAUCAGCAUAGCUCAGCUCAGGAGCUGGAAUAGUGAGAUUAAUAAUAACUGCUCAAACCUCUGGCUAGACUACUAUAUCUGCAUUCACGUCCCUAGCAUAAUAACCAUGUUACUGGGAGCGCUCACGCCCACUAGUAACCCCUCAGGCCCAACGCCCUAUGGGGAUAGCUGCUGGUCUAUCUAUACUAAGGUAGGGGUUAUACUUACACAGCUAUGUGAGUGGAACAUAGGGCUUAAUGCUGCAUGCAGUAACUUAUAG